Molecule: messenger RNA, 1239 nt
Organism: Anopheles cruzii
Lineage: Eukaryota; Metazoa; Arthropoda; Insecta; Diptera; Culicidae
Exons: 1
Source: RefSeq, a predicted model, not a curated record
UGUGGUGUCCUGGGGCAGAAUGUGUUGAGUACCACCAGCACCGUACCUCCGGAAGCGAUCGUCAAUCUCGACGAUGACGACUUUCAGCUAUUUCUCGCGGGCCGUGAACCGAAGGCUUUUUCGGGAUCGACGACAAGUUCCAACUCGUCUGUAACAACUAGCACGACUGCUCGGACGACGACUCCUCCGAUGACUCCUCGGACAACUACUCCACCGACGACUACCACAUCUCCGCGUCCACCAAGGCCGAAUUCGACCACCUCGACUACGACUACCACCAGAACUCCUAUGAUGGGAGGGAACUCAUGGCUUGAAGAAGGCACAACAACCGCAGAUAGUACAAACACGCUCGAUCGGCAAUUCCAACAAGCGAACGAAGACUUUGCCCAGUUACUGCAGCUGGAACAGGAUUUGCCGAGUGAGACCAGCACCAUACUAUCGACACCACCGCGUCCACAGAGGCCCAUGUCGACACCGUCUACUACCAGUGUUCCCAAAAUGCCUGUGAUUGGAGGCAGCUCGUGGCUUGAAGAAGGCACACCAACUGCGCCUAACAGUGACGUGCUCGGACAGCAGUUCCAACCAGCGAGCCACGACUUUACCAAGUGGGUGAUGCAACAGAUGAACAAACAGGAAGUAGCGUUUGUUCCCCAGCAUGUCCCAAUGUGUAGUGAACGCGUGCAGGAGGGUGUCGCAUGGAGCAGCACAGCCAGUCCAACAACCGUGGCUCCUUUUGCAGCCUUCAGCAGUGGCCAACCGGGUGGACAUCAGGAAAUUAUCCACAGCCAGUUACAAACUUCCCAACAGUUGACGGAUGGACUACUGACCCUGUGGACUCCGAGCGGGUCCUACAUUCCGACGGACGGUCAGCGUUACACUCCACCAGCCGUCUCUCACCAAACUGUUACCUACGGAAAUGAUGGUGUUUCUCACAAUAAUCAUUACCAAAUCCAACACCACCAGGAUCUGCAGCAGCAGCAACAACAGUUGGCUUUUCCAGGCUUCUCGCACUCUACUCCUACCUAUUUCAGUCACCAGAACCCUGCAUCGCAGCCUGGACCACAAUCGACAACCUCAUCUGAUUGGGCUCCCAUCGCGAUAGAUGACGUGCCAGCGUCAGAUGGUGUCUUCUAUUCGGACGGUAACUACUACUACACCCAGCCGGAGGCACCGCCGCCACCUCAGUUCCCACCGUACGAACUCCAGCAUUUCGAGGAACCAUUUUCGAUUAAUUACUAA